GCCGAUAAAAAUUCAAUUGUUCGGUGAUUCUUGUUUACGUUUUCUUUGUUCAUCUGAUAGACACAAAUAUUGCGUUAUCAGUGUUGAGGCGUAUUUCUGAGUUCAAAAUGGUUACAAAAUCGUACAAAGGCGGUCAUUUCAAGUUUGUAUUCCGUGUUUUGCAGUGAAUUUUCAAUUUUCAGAAGAAUGUCGUUUGGAACAUUAUUAGUGUUGAUUGUGUCGUCAUGUGUUCUUGCUUGGCUUUACAUUCGACACGCGUACAGUUAUUGGAAACGAAGAGGAGUACCAUAUCUUAAGCCGAAAUUCCCAUUUGGAGCCUUUGCAAAUGGAUUCUUACAAAAAAUCUCCAUCGACGAUCAGGUCAAAGAAAUUUAUGAUCUAUCAACUGAGCCAUUUGUUGGUGUGUACAGUUUGAUGACGCCAGUGAUUUUGUUUCGUGACCCUGAAUUAAUUCGAACGAUUUUAAUAAAGGAUUUUGCCAAUUUCCCGCAUCGUGGAUGGUAUGUCAAUGAAGAUGUUGACCCAAUGGCACACAAUAUGCUCGUUCAGAAUGGCGAGGCAUGGAGAAAUUCUCGUACAAAAUUGUCGCCAAGUUUUACAACGGGCCGUUUAAAGGCGAUGUUCCAAACGAUAAUGAAAUGCGGCGAUUCGCUUGACGGUUUUAUCAGUGAAUAUGCUAAAAGUGGCGAAGUUCUUGAAAUCCGUGAAGUGGUGGCUCGCUUUGCGACAAAUGUUAUUGCAUCCGUUUCGUUUGGCAUUGAAAUUGACUCCAUCAAAUAUCCAGAUUCGGAAUUCCGAGAAUAUGGAAAGCAAUUUUUUGAGCCGACUAUUAAGAACAUGCUUCGCAAUACGGGAUCAUUUUUUGCACCAUCGAUGGCAAAAUUGUUUCGUUCCAGAUUCGUGGACAAGGAUGUGGGUGAUUUUAUGAUUGACACGGUCCGUGACAACUUGCAAUACCGAGAAAAACACAAUAUCACACAAAAAGAUUUCUUUCAAAUGCUGAUGCAGCUGAGAAAUACGGGCAAAGUGACGGAAGAUAACGAUGAUUGGUCAACAAAAAUGACGUCAGGGGAAAAAUUAAUGAGCAUUAAUGAGAUGGCCGCACAGGCACACGUCUUCUUCGUAGCGGGCUAUGAAAGUAAUUCCACGACAAUGUCAUUUUGCAUGUACGAGUUGGCCAAACAUCCAGAAACUCAACAAAAAGUAUACAAAGAGAUUGUUGCCGUUCUUGAAAGAUACAAUGGCCAAUUGACAUAUGACUCCCUAGCUGAAAUGAAAUAUAUGGAAAAUUGCAUUGAAGAAACCCUAAGAAUGCACACACCGUUCGGUUUCUUCACAAGACGAUGUGUGAAGGAUUAUAGGAUUCCAAAUUCAAAUGUGGUCAUCGAAAAAGGAAUUCAAGUGAUGAUUAGUGUUGAUGGCAUCCAUUACGACCCAAAAUACUACAAGGAGCCCAUGCGUUUUAUGCCGGAGCGUUUCAGUGAAGAAAAAGUACCAUUCAUCGAUAGACCAUUUCUAUCCUUCGGUGAUGGCCCAAGAAAUUGCAUUGGUCUUCGAUUUGCCAAACUACAAACCAAACUUGGUGUUGUUUUGAUGUUGCGCCGAUUUAAAUUCGAACUCAGCGACAGUCAUAAGGACAAGAAAUUGAAAAUGUUGCCGCAAGGCCUGGCAAAAUUGCCUUCUAUGGGCAUUAACUUGAAAGUUAGCUUCCGAGACACGCUCUAGCGAUAAAUAGCACACGUUAAAAUGUAUUGUAUUAUCAAAAUGUUGUAUAAAUACUUACAGUAAAGUGGAUGAUAAGUCAAGUGUGAUUGUUUUUCUUUGUCUAUGAAAAGCUUUUGUUAUUUGCUUUGAGUACAAAUAAAAACAAUCCACAAUCGUCACAGCGACAGAUAGUACGUAGUGAUAAAAGUAGCACUGAAAGAAAUUAAACCAGUAAACCAAUGACGAAUAAGUAUAUGGGAUUGACUGAGACGGAAAAAAAUAUAACAAUAAAUAAUUAAUCA
Messenger RNA from Sitodiplosis mosellana (orange wheat blossom midge), 2006 nucleotides. Its product is annotated as probable cytochrome P450 6d5. The coding region runs from base 187 to 1725 and encodes 512 amino acids. The transcript has 2 exons. Lineage: Eukaryota; Metazoa; Arthropoda; Insecta; Diptera; Cecidomyiidae. The record is from RefSeq and is a predicted model, not a curated record. Gene Ontology annotation, molecular function: iron ion binding; monooxygenase activity; oxidoreductase activity, acting on paired donors, with incorporation or reduction of molecular oxygen.